CCGCCGCCGCGGUCUCCUGCGCUCCUCCCCUGCUCGCCUCCGCACGCCCCCGUCCCCGGCCGGCCUCGCCUCCACGGCGGCGGCGGCUUCCGCCCCUCGUAGCUGCGCUCCCGCAGGAAACGGAAGAAGGCGCAAGCCAUGGAGGGGAACCGGGACGAGGCGGAGAAAUGUGUCGAGAUCGCCCGGGAGGCCCUGAACGCCGGCAACCGCGAGAAGGCCCAGCGCUUCCUGCAGAAGGCCGAGAAGCUCUACCCGCUGCCCUCGGCCCGCGCACUACUAGAAAUAAUUAUGAAAAAUGGAAGCACUGCGGGAAAUAGCCCUCAUUACCGAAAACCAUCAGGUAGUGGGGAUCAAAGCAAGCCUAACUGCACAAAGGACAACUCGUCUGGUAGUGGUGAAAGUGGAAAAGGCUACACCAAAGACCAAGUGGAUGGAGUUCUCAGCAUAAACAAAUGUAAAAAUUACUAUGAAGUGCUUGGAGUUACCAAAGAUGCUGGUGAUGAAGAUUUGAAAAAAGCUUAUAGAAAGCUUGCUUUGAAAUUUCAUCCAGACAAAAACCACGCACCUGGAGCAACAGAUGCUUUUAAAAAGAUUGGAAACGCUUAUGCUGUUUUAAGCAAUCCAGAAAAACGGAAACAGUAUGACCUCACAGGCAAUGAAGAUCAAGCAUGUAAUCACCAGAACAAUGGCAGAUUUAAUUUCCACAGAGGUUGUGAAGCUGAUAUAACUCCAGAAGACUUGUUUAAUAUAUUCUUUGGUGGUGGAUUUCCUUCAGGUAGUGUCCAUUCAUUUUCAAAUGGACGAGCUGGUUAUAGCCAUCAACAUCAGCAUCGACAUAGUGGACAUGAAAGAGAAGAAGAAAGAGGAGAUGGAGGUUUUUCUGUAUUUAUCCAGCUGAUGCCCAUUAUUGUAUUGAUCCUCGUGUCAUUAUUAAGCCAGCUGAUGGUCUCUAAUCCUCCGUAUUCCUUAUAUCCCAGAUCUGGAUCAGGGCAAACGAUUAAAAUGCAGACAGAAAACUUGGGUGUCGUUUAUUAUGUCAACAAAGACUUUAAAAAUGAAUAUAAAGGAAUGUUACUACAAAAAGUAGAAAAGAGUGUGGAAGAAGAUUAUGUGACUAAUAUUCGAAAUAAUUGCUGGAAAGAAAGACAACAAAAAACAGAUAUGCAGUACGCAGCAAAAGUGUACCGUGAUGAACGACUCCGAAGGAAGGCAGAUGCCUUGAGCAUGGACAACUGUAAAGAACUGGAGCGGCUGACCAGUAUUUAUAAAGGAGGGUGAACUGGAAUUUUAUUUAUACCUUUUAGAAUACUCUUUAUUUUUCCUGUAAGUAAGUUUAGUUUCAUCAUGAGAGCUAAAGAAAAAGAUUUGAUGUUGAAAACUAAACUGAAUAGUUGGUCCCUGAAAUCUUGGACUGUUUAUGACCUACUGGCUCCUUUAAAUAAUAAGAAACUGAAAACUAAAAUUCAUAUUUUAGUUAUGCUUCUGCAGUUAUUUUCACUUUAAAAGCUUAUAUGAUUCCUAACUAAAAAUGUCUUGAGAAAGGAUUAUCACACCUGUAGCAGUUUCUGGUUUUCGAUUCUCCAUUUUUUUUCCCUUGUCAUAUUUGUAAAUACUUAUAGAAUGAUCAUUUUGUAUAUAUUCAGGUUAUUGCUUUUUUAUUUAAAUUCUUUUGGUGUUUAGCUCCAUGAAACACUCAAGUUUAAAUUGAUGGAAUAAAUGUUCUAUGACAGAAUUA
This is a messenger RNA of Phacochoerus africanus (Common warthog), 1735 nucleotides long. It is a transcript of the gene DNAJB14, whose product is annotated as DnaJ heat shock protein family (Hsp40) member B14. The transcript is spliced from 8 exons. The record is from RefSeq and is a predicted model, not a curated record. Gene Ontology annotation, cellular component: endoplasmic reticulum membrane. Gene Ontology annotation, molecular function: Hsp70 protein binding. Lineage: Eukaryota; Metazoa; Chordata; Mammalia; Artiodactyla; Suidae. Gene Ontology annotation, biological process: cellular response to misfolded protein. Bases 139 to 1278 code for a protein of 379 amino acids.